AUGGCGUGCCGCGGGUUCUGCUGCUGCUCGCCCAGCCUGGCCGCCUUCAACGAGGAUAACGCCCGCUUCCUCCUCCUGGCCGUCCUGAUCAUCUUGUACAUGCUGUGCGGGGCUGCCGUCUUCUCCGCCAUCGAGCAGCCCACGGAGCGGGAAGCCCAGGAGAAGUGGCAGGCCCGCUUUGACAACUUCUCCCAGAGGUACAACCUGAGCCCCGGGGAGCUGCGGGACUUCCUGUGGGAGUACGAGGUCGCCUACGUGGCCGGCGUCCGGAUGAAUGACAUGCGAUCUCGCUGGGAUUUCCCGGGAGCUUUUUAUUUCGUGGGCACCGUGGUUUCCACGAUAGGAUUUGGCAUGACCACGCCCGCCACCAUUACAGGCAAACUUUUUCUAAUAUUUUAUGGCCUUAUAGGUUGUGCAGGGACCAUCUUGUUCUUCAACUUGUUCCUGGAGCGCUUGAUCACGAUCAUAGCAUAUGUCAUGAAGUCCUGCCAUGAGAGACAACUAAGGAGAAAGGGGGCCCUUCCACAAGACAUCCGACAAGCCUCGGGAAAUGCUGAAGUGGACAGCUUAGCAGGAUGGAAGCCAUCUGUGUAUUACGUCAUGCUUAUCUUGUGCCUAGCAUCACUCAUCAUUUCCUGUUGUGCCUCCGCUAUGUACACUCCAAUAGAAGGGUGGAGUUAUUUCGAUUCACUUUAUUUUUGCUUUGUGGCCUUCAGCACUAUUGGUUUUGGGGACCUGGUCAGCAGCCAGAAUGCCCAGUAUGAGAACCAUGGCCUUUACCGAUUUGGCAAUUUUAUCUUCAUACUCAUGGGGGUAUGUUGUAUCUAUUCCUUAUUUAAUGUGAUCUCUAUUGUAAUCAAACAGUCCAUAAACUGGAUAUUAAAGAAACUGGAAUGCACAUGUCAGAAAUGCCAAAGGAAACUCUUCCGGUCACGGAGGAAUGUCGUCGUGCCGGGGGUUGCCCGGAGCCAACGCAACAUAUCCAUCGAGUCAGAUGGCGUCAUUGAGAGCGACACAGAUGGGCGCAGAAUGUCCGGUGAAAUGAUUUCCAUGAAAGAUCUCUUAGCCUCUAACAAGGUGUCAUUGGCCAUCAUGCAGAAACAAUUGUCUGACAGUGCCAAUGGCUUUCCAAGACAAAUGAGCAUUGUUUCUAGACAAAAUGGCUUCGCUGGUGGUGUGGGAGCUUUGGGGAUUAUGAAUAACAGGCUGGCAGAGACAAGUACAGAGAGGUAAACAGCAACACUGUGUGUACAUCAGCAAGUAAAGGAUAAGUAGGAAGCAAAUGUCUAUAGGGCCAGAACUAACUGAACCAAACUCCUUUUGAAGGACAUAUCCCUAGCACUUUACUGCCAGUUAAUACUUGCUGUAUUUUGCACUACACCACCUGUCUUCACUGGUCCUACACGCCUCUGAGAAAGAAGAUUCCCAUGGCAUCAUGUUGUGUAACCGCACUUUCAAGCUUUUGCAACAUAUAUUUAAGUUCAAAUCCAAGUUAGGAGCAGAGAAUAGAGUGGAGAAAAACCAAGAAGAAGCUGUUGUCACUACACUGACUGCCCACUCCUAUCAGCUGCUGCAACUUAUCCACUUCAGCAUAAAAGGUACAAGUGCUGGCAUGGUGGAGGAAUUUGCCUCUUUGUGCCAGUGCUGGGCCUCCCUGAGCAUUCUGCAGCUCUGACAUGGCUGCUGCUAUUGGCUACAUACCCAACUCCCUUAGCCAUCAUCUUUUCAGCCUAUGAACCCUGAAAUAUUGGUAUAGGAGUAAGGGGUUUUGUAAGGCAAGCUAGAUGCCUCUGCCCAGCAACCAAGUCCACUUUGGCACAUUAGAGAGUGCAGGGCAACCACUGUUUGCUGUGCAUCAACAAUCAGACAUAGGACCUGUUUUAUUAAAUAUUUCUAUUAAUAAAAAGAAGACAGGGAGUGUGUUGCUGGAAACUGAAUAUGACAUUGAGUUUAGAAGGCAUCACAGUUAGAAAUUUUAAUUGGAUGACCUCAUGAACUGAAGUAAUAGAAAUGAAGUGGAAUGGAAUGGAAUUCAGCAUUGCAGAAUGUAAA
Molecule: messenger RNA, 2052 nt
Organism: Hemicordylus capensis (graceful crag lizard)
Lineage: Eukaryota; Metazoa; Chordata; Lepidosauria; Squamata; Cordylidae
Gene: KCNK13
Product: potassium two pore domain channel subfamily K member 13
Exons: 2
Coding region: 1-1233 (410 amino acids)
Biological process (GO): potassium ion transmembrane transport; stabilization of membrane potential
Cellular component (GO): membrane
Molecular function (GO): potassium ion leak channel activity
Source: RefSeq, a predicted model, not a curated record